GGUCGACUGACACACCGGCGUAACUAAAGCAAAAACAUUGAAUUUGUAUUGUGAUAAGGAAGAAAGAUGGAUACAGGCACUGGGGAUCACGGUAAUAAUUCCCAGAAAAGUGUGGUGGGUGAAAUUGAGUUCCAAGUGUCCCAAGUGAUUGGACGGCUAGAGGAGGCUGUAGAGGGCAGAACUACAGUAGCGCCCCCCCAAGCCCUCCCAGGUACCUUGCCUACACGCACCGAUGAAGACAUCUUCACCCAGCUGGAGGCAUUGUUGGUCGAGGUCACACAGGAAGAGGGAGGUGGAGAUCUACCCGAGUUGAAUGCAGCAGCCAGCCUUGCACUCGUUUGCCACUCUGUCUCUGUGUUUGCCUCAGGACUCGAGCGCAGCCAUUUGCAGCAACUGACAUCAAGGAUAACAGCAGAUACCAAUAAGUGGCUUUCUCAGCUGUUCAGGUUGGGUGACUGUGGUGUAUGUUACCAUGAGGAUCAGUUGGAAGGUAUCGUGCGUGUUACACGCAGUCUGCUUCAUGCCAAGUACACCCAUUACAUGCAAGAGGGCUAUGAGGUCCUCAAAAGCAAGCCUCCAGUGAUCUACAGUAACAUCGCUUCUCCUCUCGGCAUUGUCCAGCACAUCUGUCGUCAGUUGGGUCUGCCUUUGCACUGUGUACGAGCUGUGCCUUCCACAACACUGUUUGCUGGACAUAAGAUGGAUGUUGCAGCUUUGGAGCGUCUCGUGGAAGAGGACAAAUCAGCUGGAAGACUUCCACUCAUAGUGUUAGCUGAUGCAGGAAUGCCAAUCGCUGGACAUGUAGAUAACCUGACAAGACUACAGGAGGUUUGUCGUAAUCAUGAUCUGUGGCUCCACCUGAGAGGCCACUCGCUCGCUGCACUCGCUCUUACAGUGCCGUCCAACUCACCUCCAAGGAUCUCUGACAGUGCAACUCUACCUGUGUCUACAUGGCUGGGUGUCCCUGGCCUACCAUCUGUUACCUUGUACAACCCAGCUGGAAUCACAGGAGCUUCCCUUCUCUUGGAUCAUCCAGGUAGAAGACUACAUGCAUUGCCUCUUUGGGCAGUCUUACAGAAAAUGGGCCAAGGUGGAAUCCAAGACCGGAUUAGGGAAGCGUUUGAGUCUAGUGAACAGCUGUGGAGGCGGCUUAUCAAAUAUCCCUGCCUACGAAUGCUGAGCCAACAACCAGGAGGGGAAGGGGGAGUUAUAACUGUGGCAGAUGUCAUAGCCAAACCUGUCAAUACAAAUCUUUUAUUUGAGGUUGUUGCCAGCGCAGUUGUUUUCCAGUUUGUGCCUGAAGGCUGCCAGGACAGGGUGGCACCUUAUUAUGACAAAUUAAAUUCUUGGCUUGGUCAGAUAUUGCAGAGAGACGCUCCGCAGGUCCCUGUGGAGCUGUGUGAGCUGGAACACUCUGGAGUGGUGUUGCGUUACUGUCCCCUUGAGGCUGUCUCCAUCCCCACACCGGCCGACACGGACACCUUUGUCAAUUGUUUGGACCAACAGUUGGAAAUUCUAUCAGCGACGGUAAGUCACAAGGAGACGUUCCAGCAACUGGUAACUGCGUCAUGCCGGCUAUGCCUGGUGGAGAUGCCUGGCUGGGCCGGACUGGGAGGUGUCCGUUACAUCCCUCAGGGCUGGGAGAGUCUACUGCUGACUGACCAGGCUAAGGAGGAACUGAACCGACUGAACAUCCAGAUGGUGGACAGGCUGCGAGCUACAGAUGCUGCUUUCUCCCUUGGUGAGGGGACGGACGGACUGGCGUGUGUCAGGUUUGGGAUGGUGACGGCCGACACGGAUGUGGCAGAGUUGCUUGGACUAGUGGAGAGUGUAGGGAAGCAGGAAGAAGACAGCUGGAAGUUCAUAGACACCAUGGCUGAGGUUGUCAAGAAAGGUAUUGAGACGGCUACACUCGGUUUACAAAAAGAGAAUGAGGAGAAGCUGUGGCAGGACGGGAUACUGCGGCAGGUCCCUGUGUUCGGAUCUCUCGUAAACUGGUGGUCUCCCAACAAUAAGGAGGGGGCUGGUAUAAAGGGGCGGAGUCUGGACCUAACUGCAGGUGUCGUAGCUUCUACAGAGAAUAUCUACAAGUACCAUAUGCAGGGAGUGACAACACUGGGAAACAAAGGACCUCCAGAACCACUGGUGCAGACUCCUGUGGCAGGACAUUCCAGGACACCUUCUGUCUCGUCACAACAAAGUAACGCAAACACAACUCACUAAAUUACCUGUACACAACAACGAAGAAAUCACAUUUUUGUAAAUUUUCAAAAAUAACAGAUUUAAACCUUUUAAUAUUUUGAUUCACAGAUGGUAUGAUGAUCUCAUGAGAAUUAGAGGAAAUUACUCUUUUAGUGCAGUAUUACAGAUAUCGACAAAUUUUAGUGUGCAUGAAUAGUGAGGGGUUUCCCAUUCAAAGAAUUUAAAUGAUGGUGCAAAUUUAUAGGAGUUGAAUAUACAUUUAGUUUAGAAGCGAAUGUGUAGUUGAUGUUUUUAAACAUUAGAGGAAAUCUGUUAGAAAAUUGAAGAGUUUGUACAUGUUGUAAUAUUAAUUAUUGUUUAUAUUGUCCACUUUCAACUUCAAUGAUUGGAUUUAAGAAAACUUGCUUGUGAUAGAUGAGAGUAGAAUUAUAAACACUUUCUGCUGUGUAAAUAAUGAAUUUUUGCAGCAUCAUAGCAAUAGAUGAGUAAAUUUUUUAAUUUAAAUGUAAAAGCGUGUAUUGCUACACAGUUGCUUUAAUAAUCCUUUUCAAAAUAUUGUGAUAGAUUAUGGGAAUGUAUAGAUUUAUUUAUUUUUCAUUGUGGGCUUAUUUUGAUAUUUAUUGAUGUUUAUUUUGAUAUAAUUUUUAUUAAUGUUAACAAUAAUUACUAAGCACAAAUAUUAAUGAAUAGCAAUGAUAUAUUGUAAUCAAUUUGAUAUUUUUAUUUGUUUUGUUUGUAUGGUUAUAUUGAGGUGCGUAUUGAACUCUAUAAUUGCAAAUAAGAAGAUCUAAGCUAUUGCUUAAUAUAAUUAACACCAAGGAUUAUCAUUGGAGCACAUUUAGAUAUCAAGUAAUUAAUUUACAAUAUUAACAUACACGUUAUACAUGCUAUGUAUGUUUGUAAAUAUUUUUAGUUUGUAUACCAAAGAUGCCUGUAAUUUAUUAGACUUAAAUUAUUUACUAAUAAAAUAAAAUUUAUUACAAACUG
Homalodisca vitripennis (glassy-winged sharpshooter) is the source of this 3189-nucleotide messenger RNA. RefSeq names its product pyridoxal-dependent decarboxylase domain-containing protein 1. Gene Ontology annotation, molecular function: carbon-carbon lyase activity; pyridoxal phosphate binding. NCBI's taxonomy places the organism in Eukaryota, Metazoa, Arthropoda, Insecta, Hemiptera, Cicadellidae. The record is from RefSeq and is a predicted model, not a curated record. Gene Ontology annotation, cellular component: intracellular membrane-bounded organelle. Gene Ontology annotation, biological process: carboxylic acid metabolic process.